AUGCUUUUCUGGGGUCUUGAAAUGGCUUUGAGUACCGUGCUAUCAAAUCCCCUGCCAGCGGCUGCGGGGUUUGUUGCCUGCAUCUUUAUAUUAGCGCGGCUGCUUCGCAGGGAUACUUUGAUCAGGCCUGCCAUUGGACACUACCAAUGGGAUACGAGUGUUGCAGGCUCCCGCAAGAAACGUUGGAUGUGGGAUUCUCUGAGGCUGCUGCGCGAAGGAUACGCCCUGUUCCAAGACAGGCCCUGGCAGGUCUGGACCUCGGAGGGCGACCAUGUGGUUCUCCCACCUGAAACAGUCGACGAGCUGAAAAUGCUUCCGGACCAUACGUUGUCGUCAUCCCUGCGAGAGUUCAUGCUACCGCAGUAUACUUUCAAGCCCUUCGCAUCCUGGAAGCUGGACUAUGUCAAUCAUGUUAUUCUCCACGACUUGAACAAGAAUAUGGCGAAAAUCUUCCCUGGUAUGAGAGAUGAGGUCGGUACCGCACUCCCAUUGGAAAUUCCUACAACCACUGAAUGGACCGAGAUCGAUAUUUCCGCGGUUUUCCUUCGCAUCAUCUGCCGUGUUAGCGGAAGAGCAUUCGUUGGUACAGGGCUACAUCGUAGCGAGGAAUGGAUCAACAUCAGCUGCAACUACACCAAGGAUCUUUUCCUAGCCGCCCUCAAGCUACGCGCCGUGCCAUCAUUCCUGCGACCACUGCUGGCGCUAUUCCUCCCUGACCUCCGUCGAGUAUACCGGCACAACGAUCGUGCCCGAGCCCUCAUCCAGCCGAUCCUCCAACAGCGCGAGAAUGAUGCAGAUGCCGUGUCCGGAUACGUAAAACCCAAUGACACCAUCCAAUGGAUUCACGACUUAAUCCCUGAAGGGGACCGGAAGGAUUAUGCAUAUCAAGGCGCGGCCCAAUUGGCUAUCACAGCGGUAUCGGUGCAAUCGACGAGCAAACUGAUAGUCAAUAUUCUCUUGAAUCUCAUGAAGUACACGGAUUAUGUGCCCAUCCUCCAGGACGAAAUCGAAUCGGUCCUGGCUGAUUGCGGGGGCGCCUGGACGCUGGAGAGCAUGGGUCGCUUAGAAAAGCUCGACAGUUUCAUGAGAGAGUCUUUGAGAUUCGAGCCUCCGUUAACUGCAACAUUUCAACGCCGAGCAAUGAAGCCAGUCAAGUUAUCCAACGGGUCUUGUCUUCCUCAAGGAACACUCGUGCUAGCUCCUGCAGAUGCUAUUGCUUUCGAUCCCAAUUUUUACCCUGACCCAGAAACCUUUGACGGACUGCGCUUUUACAAAUUGCAAAAGCAACAGCAAGGACUCAAGGUCCGUCAUCAAUUCGUUGCAACAGGUAAAGCGCAAGUGCAAUUUGGGCUAGGGCGACACGCAUGCCCCGGCAGAUGGUUUGCCGGCCAUGUUAUUAAAAUGGUCGUGGCGUCCGUGCUGCUGGGCUACGAUUUGAAGUUUAGGGAUGGCGAGGAAAAGCCCAGCACGUUCCUCUUUCAGACCACUAAUAUGCCGCACCCCAAGACAAGGAUUUUGAUAAAGAAGAAGGGCGGGGAAAGUCUAGCUAGCAAGCAUCACAUUUCACUUGUGGUCUAG
Molecule: messenger RNA, 1578 nt
Organism: Aspergillus puulaauensis
Lineage: Eukaryota; Fungi; Ascomycota; Eurotiomycetes; Eurotiales; Aspergillaceae
Product: cytochrome P450
Exons: 6
Coding region: 1-1578 (525 amino acids)
Molecular function (GO): oxidoreductase activity, acting on paired donors, with incorporation or reduction of molecular oxygen; iron ion binding; heme binding
Source: RefSeq, a predicted model, not a curated record